Drepanopeziza brunnea f. sp. 'multigermtubi' MB_m1 is the source of this 3210-nucleotide messenger RNA. RefSeq lists its product as uncharacterized. NCBI's taxonomy places the organism in Eukaryota, Fungi, Ascomycota, Leotiomycetes, Helotiales, Drepanopezizaceae. The record is from RefSeq and is a predicted model, not a curated record.
AUGGAGAUGAGGAAGAACGGCUACUUUAUUGUCCUGGAGGGUGACACCAAUAUUAUAUCAACACAGCUCAGACUUCUUCCACCUUCCCAAAAGAUCUUGAUAUUGCCCAAUCUGCUAGAAUCACAAUCUCCAACAGAUGAAAAUGACGCGUUCAACGCCCGCACUUUCGUCCAAGUUCUCCAGACGGCCCUUUCACAGCGCACGGAGACUGCACGCUCAUUCCUGCAAUCUGCCACGCCCACACAGCCGAGGCUGGUCCUAGCGGUCCAUGGCAGUGUCAGUGCCCGAGCAACAUGUAUUUCGAUGAUCUCCCAGAAAGUCACGCACGGAAAUGUUGCGCAAGCAGAGGCCAUCCUCAAUGAUCUUGUCAGGGGUGGCGUGGCUGGCUUGGUAAAAAAGGGCGAGGUGAAGCCUGUAGAGGACCUGGUGCAAACUACUGGGGAUUUAGAUGACGGCAAUAUUCACGACUCGAAGGAAAAACUCGCAAGGACCAGCUCAAAGGCGUGGGAAAUCAAGGGCCCUGAACCACGAUUGGCACCCUUGACAUACGAAAGGUCCGGCUGGGAACGGGAAUCCUCGCGCCUGAUUCCUCCCCAGAGUCUCGUACUAGAACAUCCAACACAGAUCAUCUUUAAGCUGACUGAAAGCUACCCCACCAUCGAUAAAGAUUCUCGAAUCGUCUGGACGGUUUUGAACGUACCAAACCGCCGCGAAUUGAGCCAUCUAAAAACACGGAUGCCAUUUGGAUUUCCACCAGAAGGUGCGAAGCUUGACUGGAUCGCUCAGGAACUGAAUGCGCCGAUGGGAGACACCGAUACUGAGGCCGACGAAGGCCCUUACUCCACGAACGGUCCAAUAUCUCCUGCGGACUCCAUGACUUCAUUGCUCAUGACCCCUGCCGUGAUCGGUGAGGCAUGCGUGGUGAAUAUCCAAAAAUCUUCGCAGUUCGAUACAUCAGGGAAAGCACAGUCGGCGGACGGCUUUCGCCCUUUUUGGUUCGAAUCUAGUGAGCCCAGGUCUCAAUCUCUCGAGCAAACCCGAUCGCAAUGUCAGCUAAGAGAUGAGCCUCAAUCUUCCACUGCUUCGUACAUGGGCUCGAAAGAAAAGCAAAGCUUCCCAUCCCUCCCGACCGCGACCUCUAGGAAGGCCUCGAAGACGACCAUCAUUAUAAAAUCGCCAACUUCAGCAAGGACGACGUCGCUGAGGUCUCCGCGGUCUUCGAAGUCUUCCGUCUCGGAGAUAGAGAUGACGGAACAAAUGGCUGCUGCCGAGGAAGUUGCCAUCACUGAGUCAGAAGAGGUGCCCUUUGUGGCCGUAUUUGAACUCGUUGAAGAUAUCAUCAUCCACUUUGUCGACGACACGCCCAACGAGAUUUUUGAGUCUGUUGUGCAAUCAUAUAAGACAGGCAGUUAUCCGGCAUACGUUUCGACCACCACCAUUCCAGAAUCAUCGUCAUCCACUCCAACGACUACCGAGGAUGAGGAUGAGGAAUACAAACCAUCAGUCAAGGCGUUGUCCACGUCGAGUUUGCAACAGGACGUCGAGCGGGACAUUAGGCCGAGCUCCUACGUGACAUCAACGUCUGUCGAUAUUGGUGACAAGAAAUCCCAGCAAGAGUAUGAUCCGUUCGCCGUGAACGAUAGCAUCAAUUCGAGCUAUCCGUCUGUGUUCAAGCAGCAGUGGUCGUCGAAUGGCCACUUGCGGAUACAUUCGACUAGCGAGACAGACUCGAGUGUUAAGCCGCCAAAGCCCCCUCUUCUCUUAACGCAAGAGAUCGACAAUGAGAUUGCGAAGAAGUUCGUCCAUUUCUCCCCUGCAAACCCUGAUAGUGCGAUCAGUGUCCAGAACUCCUUCCGCCAACUACUCGAUGUUUAUUUCCCGUCCAAGGAAAAUUACAGCCAGUACUACUACGCAGCAGCACCUGAAGCUGACAGGCUCUGGAAACCAGUGUUCGGGAACGACGAAACCUCUACCAUUAGCAAUGAGAGAGGGACCGUGGACCAAAUUCUUGCUUUUGGCAGGGAAGAAGGGGUACAGAAGGAUUUCUUUUACCAGAUCUCUGGGCGAAUCGAGAAGCUCGGCACGAAAAAAGAUGGCUUGAAUCUGAGUGGGAGGAUCGAUAUCAGAUAUCUGAUUUCCAGAGUGAUGCAAAUGCAUAUCAAUGGCCCACCAGCAGACGAAUCAGCAAGCCCCCUCUUGGAUCCCGAGCUUCUGGCUGCUCUCCUGAUCCCUCAUCUCGAAGCAUACCUUGCCAACAACGCCACGAUUCGGCUUCUGAUCCUUCACUACACAGCCGCCGACCUGCCCAUCGUCUUCGCCCUCCGCAAACUCCUCGGCACCGAUAUCUUCAAGAUCUCCGGCAUCCUAGAUUGUCUCGCCUCGGACCCCCCACCCACCUCUCAGCCCAGAACAUCAUCUUCCCGUCCUCGAUCACCCGUUUCCUCUGUUCUCCCCGUGUCGCCGGAGAGCAUCACUCGCCGCCAACAACAGCAUACCCGCCUCAGCUCUAUGAAGACCCUCUGCCACCAAGCCUCAAAUUCGCUCAACAAACACCAUUCUCAAACUUCAACCUUCGUCAACUCACCUACGGUGGCGGCCCAAGCGAAGGCCCCAACCGCAUCUUUCGCAAAAGCCAACUACCUCCUUCCAAGCACAGCCACCGACCAAGAGAUCACGACUUUCAUAUCGAAUAUUCGGAAAUCACUGAUGGAUAUCUCGGAUUUUUACACCCCCGAGCCAGAACUAAAACCCAUCUCCAUCGAGCGUCACCCCAUACCACCGAGGACCGUAUCGCCCCUAGAACCUAUCAACCGCGAUUCCGGGUACCCAACCUCCUCGUAUGCUGGCUCCCCCUCAGAAUUCUCGCGACCCACAGGCUCUGAUGCACCGACCUCGCACGCAGGCUCCCUCUUCUCCACCACCCCAGGAGACAUCGCGCAUGCCAACAACAGCGCGUACACGGCCUCUAUCGAAAGCAGCAACGCGCGGUCCUCAAACCAUCACAAGUACGAGGCGAUUGUGGCGAGCGAGAAGGAGAGGAAGGACAAGAAGCAGUGGGAGGACUUCUACAUCGCCGAAGACGACAGCGACGACGAUGAGUACGACAAGAUGACCCUCGGGCGGGCGCAUCAGCGGAUCGUGCCCGAGGUGGGAAAGGUGGGAGAGAAGAGGCCGACGAAGAAGGCGCUAAAGUGGCUGGGGCUAUCGUAG